Molecule: messenger RNA, 1984 nt
Organism: Anopheles cruzii
Lineage: Eukaryota; Metazoa; Arthropoda; Insecta; Diptera; Culicidae
Product: signal transducer and transcription activator-like
Exons: 6
Biological process (GO): regulation of transcription by RNA polymerase II; defense response; cell surface receptor signaling pathway via JAK-STAT
Molecular function (GO): RNA polymerase II cis-regulatory region sequence-specific DNA binding; DNA-binding transcription factor activity, RNA polymerase II-specific
Source: RefSeq, a predicted model, not a curated record
AUAACCAUGUCGCUUUGGGCCCGUGUAAAUCAACUUCCAAGCCAUAUUAUAGAGCAGAUCCGUUUCAUCUAUGGGGCCAAUUUCCCCAUCGAAGUACGCCACUAUCUGGCGGAAUGGAUCGAGGAACGCCUGCUAAAUGCUCCCGUGUUUGCUGACCAGGAAGGUGCGUGCGAGCAGGAUGCUGCGAACUUCGUCAACCAGUUGAUAAAUGAACUCGAACGAAAAGCAGUUUCUCUGCCGGAGAACAACAUCACGAUUAAAAUACGACUGAACGAGUCAGCACGUAACUUUCGACAGUUGUUUUCACACAAUCCCUCCCAGUUAUACCAUCACCUAAUAACCUGUCUACAACGCGAACGUCAAUGUGUCGCAUAUCCGGAGGAGUGCGCUUCGGUACAAGACUCCGAGGUAAACGAGGUUUUCACCACGUUACAGCAGCUACAAAUCAUGGUGAGGUCCAACGAGAAUGACAAUCGUAAUCUGACGAAAGAGUACGAGCACUUAUUACUGGAGGUGCACGAGUUGCAGAAGAAUCGUGCACAAAUAGACGCGGUAGAGAAUCCGGAGAUGCGAGCGCAUCGACACAGUCAAAUCACUCAACAUCAGAAGAUGGUCAGCGAUCGACUGCAAUUGUGUUCUGGCAGGCGAAUUGCUUUGGUUGAAAACUUCAGGAAAACGAUCUUGAUCACCAAUGAGAUGCUGAACAAAGUGUUGAACAAGUAUCUUGCCCAAUGGAAAAUCAACCAGGGUUUCGCUGGAAACGGCGCGUCUACCAUCAGUGCAAACAACCUGGACACUAUUCAGGCUUGGUGCGAAAGUCUGGCUGACAUUAUUUGGAAUACUCAAGGUCAAAUUCGUCUCGCUAUCAAGAACAAAUCUAAGCUGCACGUAGAGCAAGAAGAUGUACCGGAUGUACUAUCCCAGGAGAUAGAAGACGCUACCAGUUUGCUAAAAACACUUGUAACAAGUACAUUCAUUAUUGAGAAGCAGCCGCCACAGGUGAUGAAAACUAACACUCGAUUCGCCGCUACUGUCCGCUUACUCGUCGGCAACACACUCAACAUCAAAAUGGUGAACCCGCAGGUGAAGGUUUCUAUUAUUUCUGAAGCGCAGGCCCAGCAAACACAACAAUUAAACAAAGCUUCAGAACAGUCGUGUGGCGAAAUAAUGAACAAUAUUGGAAAUCUCGAAUAUAACGAGACGACCAAGCAACUGUCCGUUAGUUUUCGCAAUAUGCAGCUAAAGAAGAUAAAACGGGCAGAGAAAAAAGGAACGGAGUGCGUAAUGGAUGAAAAGUUUGCCCUUCUGUUCCAAUCAAGCUUUGCUAUUGGUCACGGAGACGUAGUAUUUUCGGUUUGGACUAUUUCGCUACCGGUCGUCGUUAUCGUACACGGUAACCAGGAACCUCAAUCGUGGGCCACCAUCACAUGGGACAAUGCGUUCGCCGACGUCAAUCGCAUCCCUUUCCAAGUGCCAGAUAAGGUGUGUUGGAACAAGCUGGCAGAUGCGUUAAACAUGAAGUUCCGUGCUUCAACUGGUCGCUCGCUGACUUCGGAAAACAUGCACUUUCUGUGCGAGAAAGCAUUCAAAACCAGUCUACCGUUUCCGGUUCCGAACGAUUUAACUAUAAUGUGGUCGCAGUUCUGCAAAGAACCGAUCCCAGAUCGUUCAUUCACCUUCUGGGAAUGGUUCUACGCCGCCAUGAAGGUAACUCGCGAGCAUCUUCGCGGACCGUGGAUGGAUGGCAGCAUCAUCGGGUUUAUCCAUAAAUCGAAGGCUGAAGAUUACCUUCUGAAGUGCUCCCGUGGCACCUUCUUGCUACGCUUUUCGGAUAGUGAGCUCGGUGGUAUUACUAUCGCGUGGGUGAAUGAGGGCAACGACGGGCAACCACAGAUUCUUCAUAUUCAGCCGUUCACCGCUAAAGAUUUCUCCACUCGUUCGCUCUCAGAUCGCAUUCGCGAUUUUGACGAUUUAUACUACUUGU